AGCCCGAUGCUUUUAUGGUGUGAAACGCGCCGCUUUCGACCCUCCAGGGUGGGAAAGAGAGGAUCGAGUAUCAUGGGCAUCCCCUCCCCUGCUACCCAUGCAUCAUCUACGAGAUUCAAGGCACCAAAACAUCCACCACCCACCUCGAAGUCCACCAACUGUCUUUUCUCCACCGGCGGAUGAUCUCUUGUUGACAGCAGGCCGCCCACGAGUGUCUCUGACUUCCUUUCAACGUUAUCAACGCAAACAAUGACAAACUUCCCUUCCACUCUGGCUAAUUGGCAGGUUCUUGAUGGAUAACUAUCAUGGGUAUAAAAUACCCGAUCCAUACAGCUGGCUGGAGGACCCCGACAGUGAAAAGACGCAGGCGUUCGUGAGUGCUCAGAAUCAGCUCACGUUGCCGUAUUUGGAGCACUGCGAGGUGCGGGAUCUGUUCAAGGAGCGCAUGACUGAGCUGUAUGACUAUCCCAAGUAUAGCUGUCCCUUCAAAAGGGGAAACAGGUACUUCCACUUCUACAACACUGGCCUCCAGAACCAGAGUGUGAUGUAUUUGCAAGAGAGCCUGGAUGCAGAACCUACCGUCUUUUUAGAUCCCAACACGUUUUCUGAAGAUGGCACAGUUGCCUUGCGAGGCUACGCGUUCUCGGAAGAUGGCGAGUACUUGGCGUACGGCACGAGCGCCAGCGGCUCGGACUGGGUGGAGAUGCAUUUCCUUCGGGUGGAAGGCGCCGUGGAACUCGAGGACCGUCUGGAACGAGUCAAGUUUAGCUGCAUGUCGUGGACGCAUGACGGGAAGGGCCUCUUUUAUAAUUCAUACCCCGAGCAAGAGGGAAAGAGUGAUGGCACUGAGACAUCAACUAAUUUGGACCAGAAGCUCUACUACCACAUUUUGGGCACGCCGCAGUCUGAGGACGUGCUUUGCGCGGAAUUUCCCGAUCAUCCCAAGUGGAUGAGUGGAGCUGAGGUUUCAGAUGAUGGCCGCUAUGUGCUGCUGUCCAUCAGGGAAGGCUGUGAUCCCGUCAACAGACUCUGGUAUUGUGACCUCAAGAAGACCCCUCAGGGCAUUACAGGCCUUCUGCCCUGGGUGAAGCUCAUCGACAACUUUGACGCCGAGUAUGAGUACGUCACCAACGAGGGCACGGUGUUUACGUUCAAGACCAACCUGGACGCGCCGCGUUACCGCCUCAUCAACAUCGACUUUGCCUCGCCGGCGCCGAGCGACUGGGCGGAGCUCAUCCCUCAGCAUGACAAGGAUGUCAUUGUAUUCGCCACCUGCACCUACUCCAGCUACCUGUUUGUGUGUUUCCUUCACGACGUGAAGAAUGUCUUGAAAAUGUAUCGCCUCGCUUCCGGGGAGGAGCUCAGGACCUUUCCGCUAGAUGUCGGCUCCGUGGUUGGUUUCACGGGAAGGAAGCGCGACUCUGAGAUCUUUUAUUAUUUUACUUCCUUCCUCUCGCCAGCCAUCAUUUAUCACUGCGAUUUGACCAAGGAGCCUCUGCAGCCCCACAUCUUCAGAGAGGUCGUAGUCAAAGGCUUCGACCCAUCUGACUACCAGACCACCCAGAUCUUCUACGCUUCCAAGGACGGCACUCAAGUCCCAAUGUUCAUCGUCCACAAGAAGGGCAUCAAGCUAGACGGCUCCCACCCGGGCUUCCUCUACGGCUACGGCGGCUUCAACAUCUCCAUCACGCCCAGCUUCAGCGUCUCGCGGCUCAUCUUUGUGCGACACCUGGGCGGAGUCCUGGCCGUCGCCAACAUCCGGGGAGGAGGGGAGUACGGCGAGACCUGGCAUAAAGCGGGCAUGCUAGCCAACAAGCAGAAUUGCUUCACAGACUUUCAAUGUGCGGCCGAGUACCUCAUCAAGGAGGGCUACACCUCUCCGUCCAAGCUCACCAUCAACGGAGGCUCAAAUGGCGGCCUGCUCGUAGCGGCGUGUGUGAACCAGCGGCCGGAGCUGUUUGGCUGUGCCGUCGCUCAGGUGGGCGUUAUGGACAUGCUCAAAUUCCACAAGUUCACCAUCGGCCACGCCUGGACCACCGACUUUGGCUGCUCGGAAGAAAAGGAACAGUUCGAAUGGCUUAUCAAAUACUCCCCUCUCCACAACAUCCGAGUACCCGAGGACAAUGGGGUCCAGUACCCCGCCGUCCUCCUGCUGACGGGCGACCACGACGACCGCGUGGUGCCCCUUCACUCGCUCAAAUACAUCGCCACCCUUCAGCACACGGUGGGUCGCAGCGGCAAGCAGUCCAACCCCCUCUUCAUCCUCGUGGACACAAAGUCGGGCCACGGCGCCGGCAAGCCCACCAGCAAGGUCAUCCAGGAGGUGGCCGACACCUACGCAUUCAUCGCCCGUUGUCUCAAAAUCUCCUGGGUCAAAUAACAUCCAUCUCCUGUCGACGAACCACAAGCUAAUGUGCAAAGGCCAUACGUGGGGGUGGGGUUAAUGUGAUUGGCCAAUCAGCUGCUGUCAUGAGGCUUGAGUGGCAGCCCUUCACAUGGCGGAUGCUCUGUAUUAUUUAUUGUUGUUAUAUCGGCUUGCACGUUUCUCAUCAGGAUGCACCGUUCAAAUGGUGUGUGCAUGUGUGUAUGGAUGGAAUUCGCCACAAAGUUACAGAUUUCUACCUCUUGUCAUUGGCUGAUUGUUAUCAUUUGAAAGGGAGCAAAACACAAUAAACAUCUUUUUUAAGCACUGAUA
Messenger RNA from Syngnathus acus (greater pipefish), 2695 nucleotides. RefSeq names its product prolyl endopeptidase. The record is from RefSeq and is a predicted model, not a curated record. Gene Ontology annotation, cellular component: cytosol. Gene Ontology annotation, molecular function: oligopeptidase activity; serine-type endopeptidase activity. Lineage: Eukaryota; Metazoa; Chordata; Actinopteri; Syngnathiformes; Syngnathidae. The transcript has 17 exons. The coding region runs from base 293 to 2380 and encodes 695 amino acids. Gene Ontology annotation, biological process: proteolysis.